This is a messenger RNA of Leishmania mexicana MHOM/GT/2001/U1103, 3630 nucleotides long. RefSeq lists its product as hypothetical. Gene Ontology annotation, biological process: sister chromatid cohesion. Lineage: Eukaryota; Euglenozoa; Kinetoplastea; Trypanosomatida; Trypanosomatidae. Gene Ontology annotation, cellular component: nucleus; chromatin; cohesin complex. The transcript has a single exon. Gene Ontology annotation, molecular function: chromatin binding. The record is from RefSeq and is a predicted model, not a curated record. The coding region runs from base 1 to 3630 and encodes 1209 amino acids.
AUGUCGGCGAAGAAGUCCACUCGCGCGCGCGGCAAACCCUCCCCACGUACGUCGCAGCACAGCGACGAGGCGGAUGCGGUAUCAGAGGCGUACGACGUGGCCUCCCUGCCCAUGGACGACGCAGCGGCCACCCCACAUCAGCGCAGCGGUCCACUGCCGAAGAAGGCGUCCAAGAAGGAGUCUCCGCAAGACAGCAAUGCAACCGCUGCUGUUGACGGAGCAAUCAUUGCAACGCCGCAGCCGACCCUCGGCGAGGCGGAGACUGCUUCCCUUGCGGAGUCGACGCUGCAGUUUCUUGUGGACGGCACCAGUGUUGUAUCGGGUGUCACUGAGGCGAUUCUCUCUGUGUACCGCGGCGGGGACAAGGAGCGGGCCCUGUGCGCCGUUCUUAACGUGCUGGCAAAGGCGUCCGGCGUCGCUGAAGUGGAGCUGGAUGCGAGCGCGCUUGUCGACGGUGUGGAGAUACGACCGCUCCUUGAGGAGCUGUACGCGCAGGUGCCGGAGGACUCGGAGGCGUACCUGCUCGUGAAUAAGGAUGCCAAGUACAAGCGCUUUCGCCGCACCUUUCCGGAGUGGUGUGCGUCGCUGAUGCAGGACGGCUUCGCGUCGGACGUGCUGCUGGACGGGACAUUUUUGCCUAUUCUCUCACAGUGGAUCAUUGCCAUGAGCGAGAGCAAGUCGCGCUCCUUUCGCCACACCGCUACCGUGGUACUGCUCGCUUUUGUGCAAGCGCUCUCCAGCGUGGCCGCUAACCUUCAGAGUCAGCUUUCGCUUCUCCGUACGAAGAAGACCAUCAUCGCAGUCCAGAGGAAGCGCAACAAGGUCGUCGAGUGGCGCGAUCACGUCUUCUCGCAGGCCAUCCAUCAGCGGCUGCGCGACAUUGCACCGGAUAUCCGCCUUGCCGGCUUCCAGGCACUCCGUCGGUGGAUUCUGGAGUUUCCGGAGGAGUACAUGACGAACAAAUACCUGCGCUACCUCGGCAUGCCGCUUCACGACAAACGGCCAGAGCUUCGGGCUGAGGCGCUGGACACCAUUUUGCAGGCCCUCGCCCACGUUCCGGAUGCCUACAGUCGGCUGCAUCUGUUCCUCCAGUACUUUACGAGCCGACUGGUGGAGUUGAGCAACGACGUCGACGUACGCUGCACGGAGCUGGCCAUUCGCGUGGUGGCCAUGAUGGUACGCAGCGAUAGCGACGUGCCAGAGGGAAGCGAGCUGCUGAGCAACGAGAGAGUGGAUCAGGUUCUUCUGACGCUUUUCGACGAGCGGCCGUCCAUCCGCGCUGCUGCGGGCAUCCUGCUGAAGGUUUUUAUUCACUGCCGCACCGCGGCGGAGGAUAGCGAAGCGGCGCAGGUGAGUGUUGCCACGGAGCUGCUAUGCUCCUUCGCCGCCACGCUGCGCUCUCAGUACCGGGAGGCUAUGCCGGAGAAGUACCUGAUUGACGCUCUCUGGACGCCAGAGCGACCGCCGCUGUUGCUGACCGACUUUCAGCCCAUCCUCGCCGCCGCGCAGUCCGACAAACCUCUCGACGCUGUCGUGGGCUUGCAGUUGAUGGCGGCGCUGUUGCUGAAGGUGCAGGGCCGACUGACGCUGGGGCCGCUGCCGAAGGAUGACCGCCGCGGCGGCACGGUCACGGCAGGCAAGAAAAUCCCGCCGGCGACAAAGGCGGAGGCGGAGGCGUUGUUGCAUCGUCUCAGCGAGGAUGCAGCGCACGCUCUCUCCACCAUUCUGGAAGUGCACUGCGGUAGCGAGGAUGUUCUGCAAGCCGCCGCAGAGAUGUGCGCCGCGCUGGACGUCUCCACCUUUACUUCGCAGCGUCACCAGGCCGCUCUGUCAGCCCUUCUGAUCGAGUUGCGAAAGGCAACGCUGAACACGUCGUGCACCGCGCUGGAGAUGCGCGAAAGCCUCGCCAAGGCGUGGCAUCAGCUGGCCUUUACGGAGCACCCGCUGCGCAACGAAGCACACGCGCACCUGCAAGAGCUACUCAAGAGCGUCAUGGCGCAGUUUUCGCAAGCGGUCAGGGCGUCGUCGAGAUCCAGCCGGGGAAGCUCGCCGGCCGAUGCUGCGGACUUGUUGCACGCGUGGGCCCGCAUGAACCUCGCAUCAGCCCUUGUUCCGAUGGGGGCACACUGGCCGCAGAUCCAAACGGCGCUGAUGGGGAUUCUAGCGGCUCAGCCAGCGACCAACGCGUCGCUGGUGAUGUUGGUGGUUGGCACCGCCGUGCAGUGUCUUCUCUGGCAGGUGCACAGCUCCGCCGACGAGGCGAACCCGGCGCUGUCGUUGUCGCAGCUAAAGGCGCACGUGCGGGAUUUUGUGGCUGGUGUGCUGCAGUAUCAGGCGGAGGCGGAGGAGGAGACGCAGGCGACCGGCUCUCCCGGUGCCGCGGGGGAUGGCGCUGCUGUGCUGGCUCGUGCGGAGGUAUUCGUCUACCUCUGCGAUCUCCUGGCACUGCCGUAUUACGAUCUAGCGCAGGUGCAGCAGGAGAUGCUUGUGCGGCUGCUUCGCGGGCUGUACGAGCGAGUCUCGGCAGAGCUGCGUAGCGCCCAAGACUACCUGAAAAUGCACGUACUGGAGCACAGGGCGCAGCAGCAACAGCGCCCGUCCCAAGCCGCUAACUGGGUGACUGCGGGGUUGACUGAAUUGGUCGCGGCGCGGCGCGUCUGCUCGCGUAUGGAGGCGCUUCAGCUGCGGCUGGUGACGGGCGUCGCCCGCCUCUUCCUCUUUAAGCGGCUUGACGCCAUUCUGGCUGCGCCGUUUUUGUCGCUGUGGACGUACACGUCAUCGAAGGCGGUCUCCGAUGCCUUCAAGAGCCUCUUCCACAGUCUGCGUGAUCGCGCCGGCGACGACGGCUUUACCCUUGAACGCGACAUCCUCCUCGCGGCGUAUCAUCACUGUGUCGAGGUUGGCGCGACACCGUUUUCUGUGGAGGCGCUGUACCAGAUAGGCUUGAAGCUAUCCUCGGUGCACUUUGUCGGCACCGACCGACUGUACUCGUGCUGUCCGGCUAUGGUGCGCUUUGGCGCUGACUUCGCAGCGUCGACAGACCCGCUUCUUCUGCAAGCCGUCUCGUCGUACGCGGGGAAGCUGCGCCCGGCUGAUGCGCUCCACGUGCUGCGGGAUCACCUGAGCCGGAGCAGUCUGUUCACAGAGGCCACCAACUCUUACGUGCUUGCGUUCGUCACUGCUUUGCGAAAAGCUGCAAAACUGGACGACUCGACAGCAUCCUCGUUGAUGGCUGGCGGGAAGCGUCAACGGGCACUCGCUGGCACGACGCAGGUGGCGGAGGAGGAGGGCAUGCUUAACGCGAUCACACAAGGCUUGUCUGAGCGCUCGAGCGCCGCCACUGGUGCAGCUUCCUCGUCUGCACUUCCUGAUGGCCCAGGCCAGCGUAUCUCGGUCGCGUCACGAGUGGUCACCGCUGACGGCUGGCACGUUCGUGCUACUGGUGCGAGUCAAGGUAACGCAGAAGAUGCCGUCGAGGUCGAGGUUAGUCAGGGCCAGCGUACGUCCGCCGCCGCACGUUCCCGUCGCUCUGUUGUGAACGUUCCCACCACACAGGAGACAGCCCUGUCAUCCCUGGCGGACGGGUUAGACAGCGACGAAGUGUUUGUUGCAACGGAAGAGUACGAGUAG